AUGGGAGACGAUAACACUGAGAAGGUCGACAAGGCCGCAGCCAACCCACCGACUGAUGUCAAAGCCGACCUCGACGACAAGAAGCCUGCCACUGUUGAUGGGGACGACAACAACAACGACAGCAGCAAUAACAACGACAAAGCCGAGGAAAAUAACAAUGGCUCCGCAAAGGAUCCCAAGGCGCGGCCAGAGAGAGAGGCCACGCCCGGCGACUAUUUCCGCGUCUUCACGUAUGCGACUAAAUGGGACUUUCUCAUGAUGGUCGCGGCCGCCCUGGCCAGCAUCGGCGCUGGCACGACGUUGCCGCUGAUGAAUGUGGUCUUUGGAGGUCUGGUCGGCAACUUCACCAACUUCUCCACCCCAAACGCGCAGCAGGCCAGCGAGUUCUCGUCCGAGGUCAACCGCCUGUCGCUAUACAUCUUUGCCCUCUUCAUCGCCCGUUUCGGUCUUAACUACAUCAACAAGUUCUGCUUCCGGAUGAUCGGCAUCCGCAUGUCGGCCGCCAUCCGGCUACACUACCUCCAGUCGCUCUUCGGCCAGACCGUCCACGUGCUGGACUCGAUGCCCUCGGGCAGCGCCGCGAGCACCAUCACCUCGACCGCCAACACGCUCCAGCUCGGCAUCUCCGAGAAGCUAGGCACGUUCCUCGAGUUCACGGCCACCAUCGUGACGGCUAUCAUUGUGGCCUUUACGUACAGCUGGUCGCUGACGCUGGUCACGGCCUCCGUCAUCCUCUUCAUCUCGCUCGUGCUCUCGAUCCUCCUGCCCUUCAUCAUCAAGGGCCAGACGCGGCUCACGCGGGCGGACGCUAAGGGCACCUCGGUGGCUACCGAGGCCUUCGGCACGAUCCGCAUGAUUAUGGCCUGCAACGCCGAGGAGCGGAUGAGCCAGCGGUACGCCGGGUGGGUGGUCAAGGCGAAGGAUGCGGUGCAGUUCGUCUCGCCCUUCAUGUCGCUGCAGUUCGGCGCCGUCUUCUUUGGCCUGUACGGCGCCUUUGCGCUGGCGUUCUGGUUCGGCAUGAAGUCGUACCUCGAGGGCCGGCUCGGUGGUAUCGGCACCAUCAUCGUGGUGCUCAUGUCUGUGAUGCUCAUGGUCAUCUCGCUCGAGCGCAUCUCGACGCCGCUGAUCGCCGUGUCGAAGGCCAUGGUGGCAGCCGCCGAGUUCUUUGCCGUUAUAGAUGCGCCCAAGCCCAAUGUGGGCACGCUCAAGGCGCCUGACGUUGCGGCCGACCAGGACAUCGUGUUUGAGGACGUCCACUUCGCCUACCCCAGCCGCCCGUCCAAGAAGGUGCUCGACGGCCUGACCUUGCGCUUCGGCGCCAACCUAAACACAGCCAUCGUGGGGCCCAGCGGGUCCGGCAAGAGCACCAUCGUCGGGCUAAUUGAGGGGUGGUACACCCUGCACGACCAGUAUGUGAUCGCCAAGGCGGUCGCCAAGGACCAGGAGAAGGUCAAGAAGGAAAAGGAGAAGCAAAAGAAGAAGAACAAGAACAGGAAUGGAGAUGACAAGGAUGAGGAGGAAGAAGACGACGACCCCGCUGCCGUGGAAGCACUGGAAGCCCAGGACCUCGGCCCGGCCGUUGAGCUCAAGGGCAGCAUCUCAACCUGCGGCAAGGAGCUCACCGACAUCGACAUCAAGUGGUGGCGCUCGCAGAUCGGCCUCGUCCAGCAAGAACCGUUCCUCUUCAACGACACCAUCUUCAACAACGUCGCGUCCGGCCUGAUUGGGACCCAGUGGGAGAAAGAGUCGGACGAAGUCAAGCGCCAGCUGGUCAAGGAAGCGUGCGCCGAGAGCUUCGCUGAUGAGUUCGUGGACCGCCUUCCUGAUGGUUAUGACACACAAGUUGGCGACUCAGGCGCCAAGUUGAGCGGCGGACAGCGACAGCGCAUCGCCAUCGCGCGCAGCAUCAUCAAGAAGCCCAAAAUUCUCAUCCUCGACGAGGCUACGUCGGCCAUCGACGUCCGCGGCGAGCGCAUCGUCCAGGCGGCGCUGGAGCGGGCGUCCAAGGGCCGCACCACCAUCACGAUCGCGCAUCGGCUGUCGACUAUCAAGGACGCGGAUCGCAUCGUUGUGCUGCAGAACGGCCGCGUCGCGGAAGAAGGCACCCACGACAGCCUGCUCGAGAACGAGCUGGGUGUCUACUAUGGCCUGGUGCACGCGCAGAAGCUGUCGCUGGGCGACGAGACGGGCGCGGACGAGGACCGACUCGAGGAAGAGGAUCUGAACAAUGUGCUGGCCCGCGAGAAGAGCGCGGCCAAGUCGACGGCUGAGAGCGCGCACGAUGAGGCCAAGUGGAAGGACCGUGGGCUGUUCACCGGCUUCGGCAAGCUCCUGUCCGAGCAGCGCAGCCGGUUCCCCUUUUACAUCAUCGCCCUUAUCGGCGCGAUGGGUGCGGCCGCAGCGGUGCCUCUCCAGGCGUACCUGUUCGCCCAGGUCGUCGGCGUGUUCGAGAAGCAGACGCCCGAGGAGCUGAUGGACGGCGCGACGUUCUGGUCCAAGAUGUGGGCGAUCCUGGCGGCUGGCGUGGGGUUCAGCUACUUUCUCACUGGCUUCGUGUCCACCACACUGGAGGGCUACAUCUCGGCGGUGUACCGGCAAGAAUACUUUGAGUCUAUCAUCGCGCAGCCAGCGGCGUACUUUGACCAGGACGAGAACUCGACAGGCCAGCUGACGGCGCGGCUGUCGAGCGACCCGCAGGCGCUUAAGGAGCUACUGGGCAUCAACAUGAUGAUGUUGCUGAUCGGCAUCUUCUCCCUCGCGGGGGCGCUGGCUAUCUCGUUUGCGUACGGCUGGAAGCUGGCGCUGGUGGCGCUGUGUGUGACGGUGCCGCUAGGCAUUCUCGCCGGCUUCUUCCGCGUGCGCUACGAGUUGCAGUUCAACGCCAUGAAUGACCAGGUCUUCCAGGAAAGCUCCAAGUUCGGUGCCGAGUCCAUCGGCGCUUUCCGCACUGUCAACGCCCUCGUCAUGGAGGACAGCAUCUCCGAGCGUUACAAGCGGCUGCUCAACGGCCACGUCUCGUCUGCGUACAAGAAGGCGCGGUUCACGACCCUGGUGUUUGCCUUUGCCGACAGCGUCAGUCUUGGCUGCCAGGCGCUCAUCUUCUGGUAUGGCGGCCAACUACUGCUCAGUGGCGAAUACAACACCGUCAGCUUCCUCGUUACCUACAUGGCCGUGAUCCAGGGCGCCGAGUCGGCUGGUCAGUGGCUCAGCUUCGGUCCUAACGCCGCGCAAGCCUCGGCCGCCGCGAACCGUAUCCUCCGCGCCCGCGAGAGCCGCGUCCCGGCCAGCUCCGCGGGCGGUGCAGAUCAGAAGCAGAUCGCUGACACGGAGGGCGGCAUCAAGAUCGAGCUCAAGGACGUGCACUUCAAGUACCCGACCCGCGACGUGUCCAUCUUCAAGGGCCUCAACAUCACCAUUGAGAAAGGCCAGUUUGCCGCGCUCGUCGGGGCUUCCGGCUCCGGCAAGACCUCUAUCGUCAGUCUGCUGGAGCGCUUCUACGACGUCAACAAGGGCCAGAUCCUGUUCAACGACCAGGACAUCUCCACCAUCAACGUGCACGAUUUCCGCCGUCUGCUGUCGCUGGUCGCGCAGGAGCCGUCGCUCUUCCACGGCACCAUCCGCGAAAACCUGCUGCUAGGUGUUGACCCGUCUACCGUGACGGAUGAGCAGCUGCACCAGUGCUGUCGGGACGCGAACAUCCACGACUUCAUCGUGUCUUUGCCAGAUGGGUACAACACGUCGAUUGGUAGCCGCGGUGUGAGCUUGAGUGGUGGGCAGAAGCAGCGUCUGUCGAUUGCGCGGGCGCUGAUGCGGAAUCCGCGUGUUUUGUUGCUGGAUGAGGCUACGAGUUCGCUCGAUUCGGAAAGCGAAAAGCUCGUCCAGGCCGCGUUCGAGCGCGUGUCCAAGGGCCGCACCACAGUGGCUGUAGCGCACCGCCUCGCCACGAUCCAAAAGGCGGAUAUCAUCUACGUCCUCGGCGAAGGGAAGGUGCUCGAACAGGGUACGCACGCUGAGCUGCUCAAACAGAAGGGCGUAUACUGGCACAUGUGCCACAACCAAGCUCUUGACAGAUAA
Molecule: messenger RNA, 4074 nt
Organism: Dichotomopilus funicola
Lineage: Eukaryota; Fungi; Ascomycota; Sordariomycetes; Sordariales; Chaetomiaceae
Product: P-loop containing nucleoside triphosphate hydrolase protein
Exons: 3
Coding region: 1-4074 (1357 amino acids)
Biological process (GO): transmembrane transport
Cellular component (GO): membrane
Molecular function (GO): ABC-type transporter activity; ATP hydrolysis activity; ATP binding
Source: RefSeq, a predicted model, not a curated record